CCCCUAUUUACUCCAUUCCCAACCCGCGUAUGACUCUUGUUUCACGAUCCACACCGCCAUUGUUGCGAGCUCUCUCGGCUUCUCGUUGCUGGAAAAGAUAGGACUUUCAAAUGGCAACGUAUAAGCCAAAGAACAUUCUUAUCACUGGAGCAGCAGGGUUCAUUGCUAGCCAUGUCGCCAACCGCCUCAUUCGUAACUACCCAGAGUACAAGAUUGUGGUGCUCGACAAGCUUGACUACUGCUCCAAUCUCAAGAACCUCAUUCCCUCUCGGUCUUCCCCUAACUUCAAGUUUGUCAAGGGGGAUAUUGCCAGUGCUGAUCUUGUUAACUACCUCCUAAUUACUGAGAACAUUGAUACUAUUAUGCACUUUGCAGCUCAGACUCAUGUGGACAACUCCUUUGGCAAUUCUUUUGAGUUUACCAAGAACAACAUCUAUGGAACUCAUGUACUUCUAGAGGCUUGCAAGGUUACUGGCCAGAUCAGAAGGUUUAUCCAUGUCAGUACUGAUGAAGUGUAUGGUGAGACUGAUGAGGAUGCUGUUGUAGGUAACCAUGAGGCUUCCCAGCUCCUUCCAACAAACCCAUAUUCUGCAACAAAAGCCGGAGCUGAGAUGCUUGUAAUGGCUUAUGGAAGAUCAUAUGGUCUGCCUGUCAUAACCACACGAGGAAACAAUGUUUAUGGGCCAAACCAGUUCCCUGAGAAGCUUAUUCCAAAAUUUAUCCUCCUUGCAAUGAGAGGACAGGCGCUUCCCAUUCAUGGUGAUGGAUCUAAUGUGAGGAGCUACCUUUACUGUGAAGAUGUUGCAGAUGCUUUUGAGGUUGUUCUUCACAAAGGAGAAGUUGGCCACGUUUAUAACAUUGGGACAAAGAAAGAGAGGAGGGUAAUUGAUGUUGCCAAGGAUAUCUGCAAACUUUUCUCUUUGGAUCCGGAUAAUGUUAUCAAGUUUGUGGAAAACAGACCAUUUAAUGACCAACGGUAUUUCCUGGAUGAUCAAAAGCUUAAGAAUUUGGGCUGGUCAGAGAAGACUACUUGGGAGGAAGGGUUGAGAAAGACGAUGGAGUGGUUUAUCAACAAUCCUGACUGGUGGGGAGAUGUCUCUGGGGCACUCUUGCCUCACCCAAGGAUGCUAAUGAUGGCUGGGGUUGAGCAGCAAUAUGAUGCUCCUGAGGAUAUUGAGAGCAAAGUUUCUAAGUUAACAAACAGUCCUAGCCAGAACAAGAUGGUGGUUCCUACUUUAAGGGCAAAUGUUGGUUCUCCUCGGAAGUCUCCUCUGAAGUUUUUGAUUUAUGGGAGGACUGGGUGGAUUGGAGGCCUUCUUGGGAAGAUAUGUGAGAAGCAGGGAAUUCCAUAUGAAUAUGGAAAGGGGCGACUUGAAGAACGCUCGCAACUCAUCAUGGAUAUCCAGAAUAUUAAGCCCACACAUGUUUUUAAUGCUGCCGGAGUGACUGGUAGACCUAAUGUUGACUGGUGUGAAUCUCACAAGCCAGAAACAAUACGCACCAAUGUUGUUGGUACUUUGACAUUGGCAGAUGUAUGCAGGGAGCAUGGUUUAUUGAUGAUAAACUAUGCUACGGGGUGUAUAUUUGAGUAUGAUGCUGAACACCCUGAAGGUUCUGGCAUUGGAUUCAAGGAGGAAGACACACCAAAUUUUGCUGGCUCAUUCUACUCGAAGACAAAAGCCAUGGUUGAAGAGCUUUUAAAGGAGUAUGACAAUGUCUGCACCCUUAGAGUUAGAAUGCCAAUAUCCUCUGAUUUGAGCAAUCCUCGCAACUUCAUCACCAAGAUUUCCCGUUAUGAUAAAGUUGUGAACAUUCCAAACAGCAUGACAAUCUUAGAUGAGCUUCUUCCCUUGUCUAUUGAGAUGGCAAAAAGAAAUUGUAGGGGUAUAUGGAACUUCACUAAUCCUGGUGUUGUGAGCCACAAUGAGAUUUUGGAAAUGUAUAAGAAGUACAUUGACCCCAGUUUUGAAUGGAGUAACUUCACUCUGGAAGAGCAGGCCAAGGUCAUUGUCGCUGCUCGAAGCAACAAUGAAAUGGAUGCAUCAAAGUUGAAAAAUGAAUUCCCUGAGUUGCUAGCUAUCAAGGAAUCGCUAAUCAAGUAUGUUUUUGAGCCCAACAAGAAGGUUGCUGCCUGAAUAAAGUCCUCCAUCUAUAUUUCAGGAUUGACCUCCACAUUAUCUAAUAGCACGAUGCUCCUCAUUCUUCUGUUUGGAUUUAUAGUUACUGUAAUGAGGUACAUUGUUUUAAUGAGUUCUGUUUGAUUGCUUCAGAGUAGGGCAAUUGUUCUGGCAUAUAUAUCCAAAUUAUAGAUUAGAUUUUUCAAGUUCUGGUGUGCUUGCCUACUUUGAUUUGAGUGGCAGAUUUAAUUGGUUUUCCAUCUUCUAUAUUUAGUCACGCUGUAACUUAUCAAAUAUUGGUAAUGAAAGUUUUGACUUUGGGAAUCUAUUCCCUUUUUACU
This is a messenger RNA of Dioscorea cayenensis subsp. rotundata (Guinea yam), 2458 nucleotides long. Its product is annotated as trifunctional UDP-glucose 4,6-dehydratase/UDP-4-keto-6-deoxy-D-glucose 3,5-epimerase/UDP-4-keto-L-rhamnose-reductase RHM1. NCBI's taxonomy places the organism in Eukaryota, Viridiplantae, Streptophyta, Magnoliopsida, Dioscoreales, Dioscoreaceae. The record is from RefSeq and is a predicted model, not a curated record. Gene Ontology annotation, molecular function: dTDP-glucose 4,6-dehydratase activity. Bases 111 to 2135 code for a protein of 674 amino acids. Gene Ontology annotation, biological process: nucleotide-sugar metabolic process. The transcript is spliced from 3 exons.